This is a messenger RNA of Pogona vitticeps (central bearded dragon), 3065 nucleotides long. It is a transcript of the gene LGR6, whose product is annotated as leucine rich repeat containing G protein-coupled receptor 6. Gene Ontology annotation, cellular component: plasma membrane. Gene Ontology annotation, biological process: activation of adenylate cyclase activity; adenylate cyclase-activating G protein-coupled receptor signaling pathway; hormone-mediated signaling pathway. NCBI's taxonomy places the organism in Eukaryota, Metazoa, Chordata, Lepidosauria, Squamata, Agamidae. Gene Ontology annotation, molecular function: G protein-coupled peptide receptor activity; protein-hormone receptor activity; protein binding. The record is from RefSeq and is a predicted model, not a curated record.
AUGAUCCACAGUCAGCCUCAGUUUUCCUCUCUUGGUAACAGGCUUGCACCCAAGAGGUGGCGAAGGCGAGAGAGGGAACCCGGCACACACCGCACGCUGGCUAGAGGGGGACUGAAAAUGGACCCGCUGUCGCCCUGGUGGCUUUUCCUGUCCUUUUCCGGCGCUCUCAAGAUCGCCUCUAUGGAACAGGAGGUGGCACCUUCCUGCCCACCUUUGUGCCACUGUGAGGAAGAUGGCAUCAUGCUCUCCGUGGACUGCUCCGAGCUGGCACUCUCCUCUGUCCCCGAUGGCCUGAGCCCUUUAACUGCUUACCUGGAUUUGAGCAUGAACAACAUCAGUGAGCUCAUGCCUGGUGAUUUCCAGCAUCUACGCUUUCUAGAAGAACUGCGUCUAUCUGGAAACCUACUCUCUGACAUCCCAGGAGAAGCAUUUUCUGGCCUCUACAAUUUAAAGAUUUUGAUGCUACAAAAUAAUCAGCUCAUUCAGAUCCCAGCAGAGGCUCUGCGUGACCUUCCAAACCUUCAGUCACUGCGCCUUGAUGCCAAUUUGAUCUCUGUGGUACCGGAUAAGAGUUUUGAGGGGCUACCCUCCUUACGUCACCUUUGGCUGGAUGAUAAUGCCCUGACAGAGAUCCCGGUCAAAGCACUCAAUAACCUACCAGCUCUACAGGCCAUGACUCUGGCACUCAACCAGAUCUGGCACAUUCCUGACUAUGCAUUUGAGAACCUCACCAGCCUUGUGGUUCUGCACCUGCAUAAUAACCAGAUCCAAAGUCUGGGAAUACAUAGCUUUGAAGGACUUCAUAGCCUUGAAACUCUGGACCUAAACUAUAAUGAGCUGGUGGAAUUCCCGGUGGCCAUUAGGACACUCGGACGACUUCAAGAGCUUGGCUUCCAUAACAACAACAUCAAGGCUAUUCCAGAAAAAGCAUUUGCAGGAAAUCCACUGCUUCAGAUUAUGACCUUGACACGAGCUGGGAUCCGUUUGCUUCCUGGAGAAAUGUGCCAGCAGUUGCCCAGCCUUCGCAUUCUUGAACUCUCCCACAAUCAAAUUAAGGAGUUGCCCAGUUUCCACUACUGCCAGAGGCUGGAAGAAAUUGGCCUUCAACACAACUGCAUCUACGAAAUUGGAGCAGACACAUUCAGGCAGCUUACAGCUUUACGCUCCAUAGAUUUGGGUUGGAAUUACAUACAGUCUAUCCACUCUGAGGCCUUUGUGACACUUCACUCUCUCACUAAGCUGGAUUUGACUGACAAUCAGCUGAUGACACUGCCGCUGGGUGGUUUGAGUGGACUGACUCAUUUGAAGCUGAAAGGCAACCCAGCACUGUCUGAAUCCUUCAGUAAAGAAAGCUUUCCCAAGAUGAGAGUGCUGGAGGUACCCUAUGCUUACCAGUGCUGUGCCUACGGAGCAUGUGGAAAUUUCUUCAAAGUAUCCAGUCAGUGGGACUCUGAGGAUAUAAGCCCUGAAGACGAUGAUGGUCACAAGAGGACCUUAGGACUGUUUCCAGGCCAUGUGGACAAUCACUAUGACCUGGACCUGGAUGACUUCCAGCUGGAACGUGAAGAUUCAAAACUGCACCCCAACAUCCAGUGCACACCCAGUCCUGGUCCUUUCAAGCCCUGUGACCACCUGUUUGAGAGCUGGGUCAUCCGACUGGGGGUCUGGCUGAUCACGCUGGUCUCCCUCCUAUGCAAUGGACUAGUCAUGGUGGUUGUCUUUGCCUCACCAGGCUAUAUCUCCCCCAUCAAGUUUGUCAUUGGCACCAUUGCCGGAGCCAACACGCUGACAGGCUUGUACUGCGCCAUUCUGGCUUUUGUGGAUGCACUCACCUUUGGGCAUUUUGCAAAAUAUGGUGCCAGGUGGGAGACAGGCACAGGGUGCCAAGUGACUGGAUUCCUCUCAGUAUUUGCUUCAGAGGCUUCCAUUCUUCUCCUAACCCUGGCUGCAGUGCAGUGCAGCCUUUCAGUGUCAUGCAUGCGGACGUAUGGGAAGGUGCCAUCCUUUGGUGCUGUUAAGUCAAGUGCCCUGGGUUGCUUAGCCCUUUCUUCAGUGGCCGCAAUGCUGCCCCUCUUCUCUGUUGGGGAGUAUGGGGCAUCCCCUCUCUGCUUACUCUACCCACUCCCUGAUGGGAAGCCUUCUAUGCUGGGUUUCAUGGUGGCCCUGGUGCUGGUGAACACCCUCUGCUUCCUCAUCAUCACUGGGACAUACAUUCGCCUCUAUUGCAACCUGCUAAAAGGCGAGUUUGACUCCAUCUGGGACUGUGCCAUGAUCAAACACAUUGCUUGGCUUAUUUUCACUAACUGCCUCCUCUACUGCCCAGUAGCUUUUCUGACUUUCUCUUCCAUGCUCAGCCUCUUCCUUAUCACACCUGAAGUCAUCAAGUCUAUGCUGUUGGUAGUGCUUCCUCUGCCAGCCUGCUUGAAUCCCCUGCUCUAUCUGCUCUUUAACCCUCAUUUCAGAGAUGACCUGCGGCUCCUGAGGCAGAAGAGAAAGACACAGGAGAGCUGUGCCCAGUCCUAUGUGUCAGAGGUCACAGAGAAGAGCUCGUAUGACUCUACCCAGGCCCUCGUUGCUUUUUCUGACAUGGAUCACAUCUUUGAGGCACCAGACAUCUAUGGAGUGCCUCCUAGGUGCUCAUCAGUCCUAGAUGCCUACAACAACUUCCCUUCAGUAACUCUCAUUCCACACCAGCGAAAGGCAGGUGCCAGAGGACAUGACAGUGUUUUUUCCACCCACCUCUCUUACCUGGCUGACGAUGAGCUGCUACUCACAUCAGAAAAUGGCGAUGCAGCCAAGAGCAGCCUUCGGAUUGCCUUGUUGCCCACACCAACUGCACCAGCUUUCACAUCUCACUUGUAAAGAGUGCUUCAGCCUCUCAGACCCAUUGCGAAUUCCCUCAGUGAAAAACCUGUGCAACAGCACAGCCUCUAGCUACCCAGAGCUUGGAGCAAAGGCUGUUCUGGGGCAAAGAGUCACCCAAUCUAUUGCUUCAUCUGGAAGCAAAGCUUGAUGGCCUGCAAGGUGCUGCCAACUCCAUGUAUUGCUUGCCGGAGCAUUGUUUC